AUGGCGCGUGUUGGGAGAGGCCUACGUCCAGCAGUGGACUGCUAUAGGCUAAGUGAUAAUGAUGAUGAUGAAGGAGUGAUUUUGAAUAUGCUUUUUUUAUGUUUUGCAGCUGUAAGAACUAUAGUGGAUAAAUUAGAAAAGGUUCGUCCUAUUCAAGAUAAGACGGCUACACCAAAAUCUUGCUGGCGGCAACAGAUGAAUUCAUUGUGUAAUGCUGCACACUCACUCAUAGAAGUUGUAUUUGCUGAUGCUGUUGAUAUUUACAGAAGUAAUGCUAAGCCUCCAGAGAUUCAGUCGAAUUCUCCGUUAUCAUCUGUCUUAGCAAACAUUGUGAAGAAGUCCCAAGAUAAAGACAGAUCUCAAUUAAUGAUGACAAGACUGAAAAACAUAUUCACAUUCAUACAGGCUAUGUUGGUAGAAAUAUAUCCUGUACCGAAACCGAUCCAACCUCGUACUAUACUAGAUGUGAUAGUGAGGUCUCUCAGUGUGAGCAGUCAACAUGUCUCUUUAGAUGUUUCAUCUGUUAAAAUACAGGCCUUGAAGACAUUGGACGCUAUGAUUCUUCUGGGAUCAAACUUGAUACCAUAUUCACCUCUAGUCUUUAGACUUGUGACACAAACAUUGAGAUGGACCUCGGACAACAUGAGCAAAACUACUAGCAAAGUUCGUUGCACAGCAUACAGUACGUUAAGCAAGUGGCUUCUAACAUUACACAUUUAUAAGAUGCCCGAUAAGUGUACUUGGGAAGAUGAUCUGACGGCACAUGUCAUGAGAGAUGUGACUCCCGUGAAGAAAGUGGUAGAACUUACGAUGGGGCCACAACCAACUAAGAAUUUAAGCAAAAAAGCCAAAAGGAAAUUAGCGAAUUCUCAACUCUUACAAAGUUCAAUUGCCGCUCACAUGCCCGGAGAGAAAAAUAAAAUUGAUAUUCCAGAGGAAAUAAACAAUGAGGUUAUGGUAUCAGCCUUACAGUUUGCAGAAAUUUUCUUAACUGUGUGUGGAAGAUUCCUCAAACCGGCAACACAUAAGUUAUUCCAAGAGCGUGUCAUCCGUUAUUACUCUACAGGUGAAACAUUAUUAUACUUGCGAGUGUUGGAAGCUACUCGCAAGACAACACCCACAAACGUCGUUCCACCGACACAGUACUGUCUUCAUAUAUAUAGUACACUUUUAAAUAGUUCCAAUACUGAGAUAUCAAAAUUCUGUAGUCAAGCUCUAUUAGAUAUAAGACUGCACUUACAUUGCUCUCCGCCGUCCAUCAACCUCGCUAUAGAAAUAAAUCAAGAAAAAGAGGAAACUGUUAACAAAAGAAAGAAGGUUUCGUCCAAAAACAGGGCCAUGUUAGAAUAUUUAUUAGGGCCGGAUAAAGUACCCCAAGACAAAGAAGACGAUAUCAUAUCGAUUCCAGAUGAACCGUCAAAUAAAAAACAACGUGUGGAAGAAUUAGAUAGAAUAAGUUUAAGCAGUGAUUCUGCAAGCACAGUUAAAUUACCGUAUGAAACAGACAUCAGUUCAGACUCAGAUGGUGAUAACGUUAUGGAGGUCGAUGUAGUUGUGGAAAUGAAUCACACUACAGACAGAGAAAAAGAUUUAGAACAUACUAAUGUUCCAAAGAAAUCCAUAAACAAUGAUGAAAAGCAAUCAGAUGAUCAAAUAAGUCUAAUAACAAAUGAUGCGAACAAACAAGCAGACAUAGAUUCUAAUACAAAUAUUUCUGAUGGCAUAUAUGAAGCACCAACACAAUUGAACACAUCAAGUGAUAUCCCAGAAAUAGCAUACAACUAUCCAGAUACAGGAACUAGUAAAGUUACAAUCUUAGAGAAGAUUGAAGAUGAAAAUAUACCAAGCACCAACGAUACAGACGAUGAUGCGAUAACUUGUGGACAAAUUGUGCCAAGUUCACAAGAAACUGUUAACGGAAUUAAUGAUAAUGAAGUCAAUGGUGUUGAUAAAAUUAAUGAGGAAAUUGAAGUGAAUAUUAUUACUAAAGAUAUAAAUAAAGGGGAAGAUCUUGCUACCAAAAUAGAUGGAACCAGUGUAGAAGAUAUGAUGGCAGACUUUGUUGAUGAAGUAAAUUGA
Messenger RNA from Danaus chrysippus (African queen), 2079 nucleotides. NCBI's taxonomy places the organism in Eukaryota, Metazoa, Arthropoda, Insecta, Lepidoptera, Nymphalidae. The record is from the annotation of a GenBank genome assembly.